This is a messenger RNA of Coregonus clupeaformis (lake whitefish), 6317 nucleotides long. RefSeq names its product transmembrane protein 150A. The transcript has 8 exons. Bases 497 to 1408 code for a protein of 303 amino acids. The record is from RefSeq and is a predicted model, not a curated record. NCBI's taxonomy places the organism in Eukaryota, Metazoa, Chordata, Actinopteri, Salmoniformes, Salmonidae.
UCGUCCUUUGUGGCCAUUGGAUAUCCAGUCAUUUUCUGCACCUCUUGCCCAACAGGGCGAGUUAAAUGAAACGUACCCAGUCCACGACGCUGUUGGGAGGAGUUGAGCUCAACAGCUGGCUAGCUGCUUUGAAGCUUUUUGCCAAAGCUACCUCCCCACGACAACACACAGACUAAUUGUUCCAUUCAAAGAAGAAAAACGAACUAGGAGGACUUAAAACUGCCCUAAUAUAUAAAAAAUGAAUCGUUGGUAUUUUUCGUGAGAAAUACGGGAGAGAUUUGCCUCGUGAAAAGGUGCCUUUUGACAGAGCUGUUGCAGCUAUAGGCGCUCGAGACGAGAGUGAGGUGAAGCGAAAGUUGGGAGCGAAAAACGGAUCUUUCCAAAAGGGAAAAGACGCGACACGUCGCCUCACCACUCUCUUCCAUUCCUUACCUCCAAGUCACAAACACGUCGGCUGAGAUGCGGCUGCCAGUCACCUGGAGUUAAAUGCUAGUCCAUGAGAGGAGAGUGGGAGUUUGGCCAAGGACGAGGAGAAAGAAUAAGAGGUUUCCCGAAGCAGAGGGACCGAGGGACAGAGCAGGGAGAGGACAUGUCUCUUUGGGUGAUACUACCUGUCAGUCUGCCUUCCUUGACCAUCACUGGAAUAUGGGUUGUGUACGUCAUGGCCCUGUACAACCAGCACGUCUGCCCUGUAGAUAACUGGUUGUAUAACCAGUCGUGUGACAAGGAGCUUUAUCUACAGAGUGGACCAACGUUGUGCUGUACUCUAGACAAUGUUCCUCUUAUCAGUAAAUGUGGGACUCUUCCUCCAGAAAGCUGCUUCUUCAGCCUCAUCUGCAGCACUGGAUCCUUCAUGGUGAUGGUGAUAGUAUUCCUACGUUAUGCCCAUGUGAUAGAGAAGUAUCAGAACUGUGUGUUGAACACAGCGGGCCUGUCCACCGGCUGGAUCUGUGCUGCAGGACUUAUCAUGAUCGGCAACUUCCAGGUGGACAAUGCUAAGAUCCUCCACUAUGUGGGGGCAGGGGUAGCGUUCCCCACCAGUAUGCUGUUUGUGUGUCUGCAGUCGGCUCUAACCUACAGGCUGGCCAAGACUCAGGGAGAAUACAGCGUGGCUCACCUACGACUGGGCAUGACACUACUGGCCUUCAUCACCCUGGUGCUUAGUGGCGUGUUCUUUGUCCAGGAGAGCUUCGUCCUGCAGCACGCGUCGGCCAUCUUUGAGUGGGUGUUCUGCAUCAUCAUCAUGCUCUUCUACGGAACCUUCGCCUUCGAGUUCGCCGGCGUCACAGGAGAGACUGUGAUGGUGCUCGCCAGAGGGGGAGCCCUGGGGCCGAACGGGAGAGAUCACAAAGUGGAGUCCCGAGGAGGUCCCAUUCCACACCCCCCUGAGACCAUAUCAAUGCUGUAGUCCCUGGGAGAAAAGCCAGAGAGCUGGCCUGUACCAUUAUCAAUCUGGGGGAGGUGGAGGGACUUUUGAGUAUCCAUCGCUAAAACACCAAAACACUACCAUUCCAGGGCAUGAAGUGGACUAUGCCAAUGCCACAUAAGCCUGGGGGAGUGGAGUGGAGUGGACACUAUGGGGGAGAUGGGGGUUUGUACUGUUCCCAUGUCCCCUGUCCCAGCCUCCAAAGACCCUGUUAGCACGUCACUAAGGACCCAAAUCCUCUUUUCCUUUUCCUUCAUCCCCCGCUGGUGCUUUACAGGAAGUGAUCCCUGCUGCUGUCUGAUGACAUCACUGUCGUCUGGACGCAGGUUUAGAGAAGAGGGCAGGCCACCAGACGGCCAUAGAGAGAGAAAGAAAGAGAGGCUGUAUCAUGAGAAAGAGAGACUGAGAGAAAAAUAAAGGAAUGCAUUAGAGAAGAGAGAGAGACUGCCUGCGUGGGAGAGCUAGGCCUGUGUAAUGUUAGAUUUGCAUAUGAAAUCCCCUUAUUUUCAGAGACGUUUAGCGAGCAGACAUGGAUGUUUCCCCCAGUGCUAGAGUCCAAAUGGUCCAAACGAGACAAAAACCUGCCAUCAUUUGUUCAUUAAAACGCACAACAACAUUACCAUGAGACCCGGGUCUCACACAGCUCCCAAUACACCAAAUUGAAUGUUUAGAAUAUUCUGAAUGUUUAAAAUAGUUAAAUUGACUCCCCUCACAUGUAGCGAAAGACUGAGGACUAGCUAAAACGAAUGUGUUCAUGACAUGGAUGUUUCUCUGAUUUAACAGUAUCCUGGUCAUUGAAACCCGGUUUUAAACCUGGGAAUAACUGGCUACCAGAAUGACCUUAUUUUUUUUACUGAAGCUAUGUAAACAUUGUGCCUUAUAAAGCUGGACAUUGUAAUGCAGACUUUUGCAGACUGUAAAAAUAUCUUUUUUUCCCUGAUGAUUAUUAGAGAAACUUGAGUAUAUGGAAAGCCAAACCUCCAAUAGGAUUUUAUACGUAAUGUCCAAAACAUUUGUAUUUUAUAAAUGUUGACUGUACAGUUCAGCCAAAACUUAUGGAUGUUGGGAGUGGAGAAGAGGACUGGAAGAAUCCAACUGUAAACCAGCUCAUACAAGCCAGAGCUGUGCCUGGGCUGAUCGAGUUAAAUCGCAGAAAAUCAGAAACGUUUCAGAGUCUGAAGAACUGAGGACCAGAAUAGAGGAGGAGUGGACAAGCCUUCUCUACUUCAGAGCUCCUCUUCUUUUAUUUUUGGCAGCCUGGGUGUUCAUCUGUUUCUGCUUCAAUCAACUUGUUACCGUCCCAGACUACUUGUUACCGUCUCAGACAACUUGUUACCGUCCCAGACUACUUGUUACCGUCCCAGACAACUUGUUACCGUCCCAGACUACUUGUUACCGUCCCAGACUACUUGUUACCGUCCCAGACAACUUGUUACCGUCUCAGACAACUUGUUACCGUCCCAGACUACUUGUUACCGUCCCAGACAACUUGUUACCGUCCCAGACAACUUGGUACUGUCCCAGACAACUUGGUACUGUCCCAGACAACUUGGUACUGUCCCAGACAACUUGUUACCGUGCCAGACAACUUGAUACCGUCCCAGACAACUUGUUACCGUCCCAGACAACUUGUUACCGUCUCAGACAACUUGUUACCAUCCAAGACAACUUGUUACCGUCCAAGACAACUUGUUACCGUCCCAGACAACUUGUUACCGUCUCAGUCAACUUCUUACCGUCUCAGACAACUUGUUACCGUCUCAGACAACUUGUUACCGUCCCAGACAACUUGUUACCGUGCCAGACAACUUGAUACCGUCUCAGACAACUUGUUACCGUCUCUGACAACUUGUUACCGUCCCAGACAACUUGUUACCGUCUCGGACAACUUGUUACCGUCCAAGACAACUUGUUACCGUCUCAGACAACUUGUUACUGUCCAAGACAACUUGUUACCGUCCCAGACAACUUGUUACCGUCUCAGACAACUUGUUACCUUCCCAGACGACUUGUUACCAUCUCAGUCAACUUGUUACCGUCUCAGACAACUUGUUACCGUCCCAGACAACUUGUUACCGUCCCAGACAACUUGUAACCCUCUCAGACAACUUGUUAGCUUCCCAGACUACUUGUUACCGUCUCAGUCAACUUGUUACCGUCUCAGACAACUUGUUACCGUCUCAGACUACUUGUUACCGUCCCAGACAACUUGUUAUCAUCCCAGACAACUUGUUACCGUCCCAGACAACUUGUUACCGUCCCAGACAACUUGUUACCCUCUCAGACAACUUGUUACCUUCCCAGACUACUUGUUACCGUCUCAGUCAACUUGUUACCGUCUCAGACAACUUGUUACCGUCUCAGACUACUUGUUACCGUCCCAGACAACUUGUUAUCAUCCCAGACAACUUGUUACCGUCCCAGACAACUUGUUACCGUCCCAGACAACUUGUUACCGUCCCAGACAACUUGUUACCCUCUCAGACAACUUGUUACCUUCCCAGACUACUUGUUACCGUCUCAGUCAACUUGUUACCGUCCCAGACAACUUGUUACCGUCUCAGACAACUUGUUACCGUCCCAGACAACUUGUUACCGUCUCAGACAACUUGUUACCGUGCCAGACAACUUGAUACCGUCCCAGACAACUUGUUACCGUCUCUGACAACUUGUUACCGUCCCAGACAACUUGUUACCGUCUCGGACAACUUGUUACCGUCCAAGACAACUUGUUACCGUCUCAGACAACUUGUUACUGUCCAAGACAACUUGUUACCGUCCCAGACAACUUGUUACCGUCUCAGACAACUUGUUACCUUCCCAGACUACUUGUUACCAUCUCAGUCAACUUGUUACCGUCUCAGACAACUUGUUACCGUCCCAGACAACUUGUUACCGUCCCAGACAACUUGUUACCCUCUCAGACAACUUGUUACCUUCCCAGACUACUUGUUACCGUCUCAGUCAACUUGUUACCGUCUCAGACAACUUGUUACCGUCUCAGACUACUUGUUACCGUCCCAGACAACUUGUUAUCAUCCCAGACAACUUGUUACCGUCCCAGACAACUUGUUACCGUCCCAGACAACUUGUUACCGUCCCAGACAACUUGUUACAGUCUCAGACUACUUGUUACCGUCUCAGUCAACUUGUUACCGUCUCAGACAACUUGUUACCUUCCCAGACAACUUGUUACCGUCUCAGUCAACUUGUCAGUUGUUGUUUUGCAAUGGUACAAUGUAUUGUUGAAUGCUGAAACUACAUAACAGUCCGACACCCGGGUUAUCUUCUUGGCUUUAGCUUUCUGUCCCUUUAGCUUAACCUGGCAUAGGGCCUACAGGGAACGGGAUGGAGCUGCUGCUUGCUGCUGUUCUUCUUCCAUAGAAUGUAGAGACAUAAACCAUCCGUAUCCAUUCUCCUGCCUGUAACUACACUGUGUCAAACCAUUCUCCUGCCUUUCAGAUCUUGUGCUAAGAGAUCUUAUUAUGCAAAUCUGUCUCCACUGUUUCAAUGCGGCCGCAUUAGCUAAAAUAAUGAAUAAUAAAUAGGUGGGUGCUUAUAUUUGUCCUAUUUCACACAUGUACAAGUGUGUAUUAAUACGCAUGUGUUAAUUGGAAAUGUUAAAUUCUUUUGCAUAUCCCAACUCCCGCUGAGACACCUGUAGAGAGUGGGGUCACGGCCAGGGUAAGCCAUUAUCAACGGCAACCCUGGAGCAAUUAGGGUUAAGUGCCUUGCUUGAGGGCACAUCAAAAUAUUUUUGAUUCAAUUCCUGUCGGCACUAAUAUCACUCCAUAUACCCGCCUCAGUUUUCAAGUGCCAUUUAAAUGCUCUGUUCUUGAAACUGUCUUAAUAAAUCUCACUGACCCAGUAUUGACUUACUGUGCCAAACAAUAUCAAAUCAUAUGAGUGCUUCAAGAAGUAGGAUGAAGUUUUCACCUAGAUACUUAUCCUGGGUCAGUUUAGCAUAUUUCCUCCCUAAUGGUUAUGGUUAGGAUUUGGCCAGGGUUAAUGUCUACGCUGAGCACCGUGGUCAUUAGGAACCAAACGGAAGAAAACGGGCAGAAACAGGGAGGGACUAACUGGACUACCUGUCCAAUGAAAAAUGCUAAUUUUCGUGGUAAUUUGCAAAACAUUAUAAAAUGUUUUCUGUUGCAUGCCUUAAUGAAUAUGACCCUUGUCAAUGUUCUGUUUCUCUGUUUACUGAUCUACCUUCAAACGUUUACCUCUCAGGAAUCUGUUACAUCACCAGCUGGCCGCAAUCUUGUGAUUCUAAACAAAACUUCACAUUUUAAAGUAGAUUAUGUUUUUUGUAUAUUCAAUUGUGUUUUAGGGAACUUGUUUUGACCAGUGUGUUGAUUUUACAUUUCAAUGUCAAAGUGCCAUUGGCUCUGCCCAUAUCUGACCUGAUUGGUCAUGCCAUGGUUCCAUUGGUUAUAUGUUUUAUGCAGAACCAUAUAUUUACAUAUAGAGCUGGUUCUAUGCUUUAUCAAAGAAGGGCAACACUAUACUGUAUAAAUACCAGCGGUAUUAUAAGUGCUUCAUUCAGAUAUUAUCAAUACAGUUGAUGGAUAAUCAAUAAAGUUUGGUUACGUUUUAUUUGUACACCCAAAGGUCUCUCUAAGGCUGUAAGUUGGCACACGCACACAGAGUAGAGAACAUUCCUCUAUCUAGCUGUUGUCCUCAUUGGUAUGUUCAUUAAGGUCUUACCUACCUACAGAUAUCCAAAUCAAAAUGGUGCCAUACUCUACUGAAAUGUAGGGAACCUGUAUGUGACUUUUAUUUUGACGAAACCAAAGAAAGAGAUGUGCCAGGUUAAAAGUGUUUGUUAUAAUGAGAGAAGAUUCUAUAUUUGCCUUAAAUUGUUCUACAAUAAAACUAAGGUAAUAUCUUA